Phaeoacremonium minimum UCRPA7 is the source of this 2406-nucleotide messenger RNA. RefSeq names its product putative kinesin-ii 85 kda subunit protein. Lineage: Eukaryota; Fungi; Ascomycota; Sordariomycetes; Togniniales; Togniniaceae. The record is from RefSeq and is a predicted model, not a curated record. Gene Ontology annotation, molecular function: ATP binding; microtubule motor activity; microtubule binding. The coding region runs from base 1 to 2406 and encodes 801 amino acids. Gene Ontology annotation, biological process: microtubule-based movement. The transcript is spliced from 2 exons.
AUGUCUGACGGUCUAAUUAGUGUGUCAUCUCCACCACAAAGUCGGAGUUCGUCAGCACAAGACUCGUACUCGACAUCGGCAACUCAGUAUGAUGAUCCCGUUGAUGGCAUAAACCCGAAGGCGGCAGCAGACUCGUCCAAGCGGCUCUCCAAGCCUGACGGUAAAGGUAACGUCCUUGUCAGUGUAAGAGUUCGACCGGACGCUGGCAGCCAGGACCGCAAGACUGAAGGCGAAUGGAUGGUCGAUGGACGCAAAUCUCUCAUUGCAUAUGGCGGCAAGGAAGGAGGCGACUACUAUUAUGAUAAUGUUUUCUCGACUCACGAUGAUAAUUCAAGAGUAUAUGACCACAUCGCAAAGCGGCUAGUCCGCCGAGUCAUGGAAGGCUACCAUGGAACUGUGUUUGCAUACGGUAUGACCGGCACAGGCAAAACAUUCUCCAUGCAAGGCACAGCCUCGUCUCCUGGUGUGAUCCCUCUCGCAAUCACCGAUAUCUUUUCGUACAUUCGAGAGACGCCAUCACGCGAGUUUCUUUUAAGAGUCAGCUAUCUUGAAAUUUACAAUGAGAAGAUCCACGAUCUCCUCAGUAUGCCAACAACAACCGGGCUUCCCGGGGGAGCAGCUCAGGAAGAAAUCAAACUUCGUGAAGAUAGCAAGCGAGGAGUUUACGCCAGUCCACUGAAGGAAGAGAUUGUCCAGAGCCCUACCCAACUGCUACGAGUUAUCGCUCGUGGCGACCAGGCUCGCAGAACAGCGAGCACACAAUUCAACGCCAGGAGUUCUCGAAGUCACGCAGUGGUCCAAAUUGUUGUAGAGAGCCGAGAACGCAUUCCAGGCAAUGCACCGGGCGAGAACAAACGCCAAGGCUUGCUGCCAGGCGGUGUCCGUGUCUCAACGCUGAGCUUGAUUGAUCUUGCUGGGUCAGAAAAAGCCGCUGAGACGAAAGAACGACGGACGGAAGGCUCUCACAUCAACAAGAGCUUGCUUACCCUCGGAACGGUCAUCGCUAAGCUAUCAGACUCGAAGGACAAGGAUGGCAAGCCUGCUGAUAAGGAUGGCAAGCAUCUUCCUUACAGAGACAGCAAAUUAACUCGACUGCUCCAAGGAGCAUUGUCCGGCAACUCUCUUGUUAGCAUUCUUUGCACAAUACAGAUUGGAUCCGCCGGUAGUGCUGCCACUGCCAACAGUCAUACCACUGAGACCAUUAACACACUGAAAUUCGCAUCACGAGCGAAAAACAACAUUGUGAGCCAUGCUAAGCGUGCAGAGGAGGCUCUCGGUGCCGGUGGUGAUGGUGGAGCAAGAGUACUACUCGAGCGAUAUCGCAUGGAGAUUGUCGAGCUGAGACAGCAGCUUGAUACUCAAGCCAAAGACAAAUCCAAGAAGGAAGAUGAAGAGGAGAAAGUUCGUGAUGUUGAGGAAGAGAAGGCCCGCGAGAAGGAGGCCGAGCACCGGCACGAGGAGCAAAUGCUUGAGAUGCAGCUCGCACGGACGGCAUUGAAGGAGCGUAUCGACCACCUCAACAGGCUGAUCCUCAGCUCUAAAUCUAUCGGUGUCAACGCUAGUGGGACUUACAGUUCGCUAGGGAUGCAUCCACGAUUUUCUCAGGCAUCAGCCCGGUCGUCGAUGGCCACCUCGACUAGCGGCAGGCCGUUGCUGGAAAGAUCAGCAUCAAUGACCUCGUCCUCGUCUACUGUGGGUCGACGAUCGAGUGGUCAAAGAAUGUCGAGCAGCGGCGAAGCCACAAUGGCGGAUGAUGAGGACAGUCUGGGCGAGUUUGGUGACGGCACAGCAUCGCUUACUGCGCAAAAUCGGGCUCUGCAGGCUGAUCUUGUGGAUAAAAAUCGAUACAUCGCGACCCUCGAGAAGCGUCUUUUGCAGGCGCGUCGUGCCAGUUCAUCUCGCACGUCAGUCGGUCUGUCAGAACGGAACAAGGGUAUCAUGGUGGGCGAGGAUCACAGCGUAGCAACCGUUCUUAAGGAGAAGGAUGCUGAGAUUGCCGAACUGCGAGCCCGGCUGGACGAUAAGGAUCGUAUGCUCGCAGCACUACGAAGCGCUGCGAGAUCGAGAGAUAAUGCUGACCGAAACAUCGAGUCGAGAUCUGAGGUGCGUGCAUCUCAGGUCAUCGAAAGCAAUCCGCCUCAGCCCCAGGCUAGCAGCCCUCCGUCAAGCUCUCUUACCGGGCAAUUCUCUGAGUUACGCAAGAGAACAAAGAGCGUGGACGAGAUGAGCCGCAUACUCGACGAGAUGAUCCAGGAUCGGGUUGAGACUGGCCAGAUUGUUCGAGGAAACAGGGGCAGCGUGAGAGUGGCCAGUGAUCGAAAACACGACACUCUGACAGAGCCCAAGCGACUAGAGCCACUGAGGCAGAGUCCAAUCGACCCUCAAAUGAUGGCUGUCGAAGUGUAA